AUGCAAGCCGGAACACGAAUACUAUUUGGCUCGUUGACAAGAAGUCAUUUAUUUCGAACUCGGCCUUUGUUUACGCGAUGUAUAGCCGCCAAUCAUGUGAUGCUCACGAGGAGAAGAGACUACUCUCAAGAAACACCAAAGCUGGCACCCGAAGAUCAUGGAAAAUACAAGCUAGCCACCGUUCCUAAUGCUAUUCCGCCGGAUUCAAUUAAGAGAUCUCACAUUAAUUGUCAAAAU
Messenger RNA from Mesorhabditis belari, 237 nucleotides. NCBI's taxonomy places the organism in Eukaryota, Metazoa, Nematoda, Chromadorea, Rhabditida, Rhabditidae. The record is from the annotation of a GenBank genome assembly.